This is a messenger RNA of Spea bombifrons (plains spadefoot toad), 727 nucleotides long. RefSeq names its product mitochondrial ribosomal protein L13 (gene MRPL13). Gene Ontology annotation, molecular function: structural constituent of ribosome; mRNA binding. NCBI's taxonomy places the organism in Eukaryota, Metazoa, Chordata, Amphibia, Anura, Pelobatidae. The transcript has 7 exons. The record is from RefSeq and is a predicted model, not a curated record. Gene Ontology annotation, biological process: translation; negative regulation of translation. The coding region runs from base 73 to 612 and encodes 179 amino acids. Gene Ontology annotation, cellular component: ribosome; mitochondrial large ribosomal subunit.
AACAUAUUUAUAGAUGCACCGGGUUGAGGUUGUCUGGGGUUCAGCUCGUGGUGUCAUGGUGACCUCCUUGUGAUGGCGAGUUACAGCAGAUCAGCCCAGCAAUGGGCCACCUUUGCCAGAAUGUGGUAUCUUAUUGAUGGAAAGAUGCAGCCACCAGGGAAGAUCGCAUCUCUCUGCGCCGUGCACCUGAAGGGGAAACACAAGCCGACGUAUCAUGCGCUAAGUGACUGUGGAGACCAUGUUGUGGUGAUCAAUACCAGACAUAUCGCCUUCUCUGGAAAUAAAUGGGAGCAGAAGGUUUAUUCUUCACAUACGGGGUACCCCGGAGGAUUCCGACAAGUGACUGCAGCCGAGCUCCACCGCAGGGACCCGACGGCGAUCAUGAAACUAUCUGUUUACGGAAUGCUACCAAAAAACCUGCACAGAAGGACGAUGAUGCAGAGGCUGCACCUCUUCGCUGAGAAUGAAAUUCCAGAAGACAUCAUGAAGAAUCUUGUUACGGAGAUCCGACAACCAAGGAUAGUUCCAAAGAGACUGGACGAGUAUUCUCAGGAUGAAAUUGAUGCUUUCCCAAGACUCUGGUCUCCACCUUCAGACUAUUUGCUGAAAUGACCUACCAGCUAACAGAAGAACUAGAGCCAAUACUGACGAUUCCCUCCAUCGAAUAUCCACUUAAUUCCUGUUUCUUUAUGUUUAUUACAAUAAAAACCUGUUUUGUCGAAUAAAA